AUGGUAUUCACCUCUGGCAGCACAGGCAAACCCAAGGCUAUCCUCGGAUCUCAUCAGGGGCUGGCACACUUUAUCUGCUGGCAAAGCCGGGAGUUUGGCAUUACUCCACAUGACCGUUUCGCCCAACUGACCGCUGUCGGGUUCGACGUCAUCUACCGUUCCGUGUUGACGCCACUCUUUUCUGGCGCUCAGCUCUGGAUCCCGCCUCACGACGUCAGCGAAGGCGAGGCAAUGCUGGAGUGGCUAGGCCGCCAUCGUAUCAACGCCCUGUCCGAUCUACGCUGCAUCUUUAGCGGCGGCGAGAUGCUACACAGCAAGGUGGUGCAGGCCAUCUGUCGACAAUGGGCAUUUACGGGACAGCUCGUCAACCUCUACGGCCCUAGCGAGACGACACUGGCGAAGUGCUUUUACCGCUGCCAAUCCGGGGACGAGGUACGCGGCUCUAUACCUGUUGGCUUGCCGCUGCCAAACACUGAGGUCUGGAUCAUGGACGGCAGCCGGCGGUGCGCUCCCGUCGAGCCAGGCGAGGUAGUCAUCCGCACCCCGUAUCGCGCGCUCGGCUAUGUUAAUAGCACCGGUACGGCCUCGUGGCCAACGGCUAAUGCUCAAAAGUCGGAGGACUACCUGUACUAUACCCGCGACCUGGGGGGUAUUAGCCACUUCUUCCUCAACUAUCCGGACAAGGUGACCGCGGACUGGUCCGUGGCCCUCGAUUUUUAUUGCCGCCAGGUCCAAGACCUGAUCCAGGAGGCACCGGAGCAACCCGUCUGGCUCGGCGGCUGGUCCAUGGGCGGCAACAUUGCCGUGGCAGUGGCCGAGCGGCUCGCAGGGGGUUGCCCGCAAAUCCGCCCGCGGCUCAUCGUCUUGGACUCGUUGUCCGGGUAUUGUCAGGGAGUGCGUCAAAAUAGGGACGUCACCGAGGAUGUAUGGAGUCCAUAUCACCCGGAAAAUAUCAUGUACCGUCAAUUCGCCAUGGCCGGCUAUUCACGACACCCUUACUACCACUAUGUCGACUGCCUUCGCCAUUUGGACGCCAUGCAGGUCACGCAUUGCCACUACCCGGUACUGUUGAUCAAGUGCCUCGAGCCAAUUGGCCAAUUUUACUCGGACAUGCCGGAUAAUUACUGGGGAAAAUUACCGACAGUGUCGUGGUGCACGGCGUCGCAGCUAACCACUACAGCUUGCUCACUGAUAAGGCUGACAUUCAUCAGGUGGCCGACAUUGUACGCUGCGCACUGGACUAUGGUGGCAAACAUGGCUAUUAAUACUACAUUGCGGCAUAUUGACGGGGACUAA
Messenger RNA from Penicillium samsonianum, 1296 nucleotides. RefSeq names its product acetyl-CoA synthetase-like protein. The transcript has a single exon. NCBI's taxonomy places the organism in Eukaryota, Fungi, Ascomycota, Eurotiomycetes, Eurotiales, Aspergillaceae. The record is from RefSeq and is a predicted model, not a curated record. The coding region runs from base 1 to 1296 and encodes 431 amino acids. Gene Ontology annotation, biological process: biosynthetic process.